AAUCAGAAUUCUGGCCCAGCAGGGCUUGAGGAAGAAUAAGUUGGAAAAGAUGAGAAAUUAAUAUUUCUCUUGCUUUUUCUAUUUCUUCAAAAGCUUGUUUCAAAUAGUUUUUUCUGAUUUAUGCGUAGACGUGGAUGGAGUUAUUUUGAGAAGACAGUAUUUUAUUGAUAAAAUUCACAGAAAACGAGGUGAUUCGUAUGCGAACAUUUUGAGACGCUUGCUGGAAAUCUUCCAACAUGGCGUACACCGGAGACUCCAAUGCUCCGUUGAUGACUGUUAAGAGAGUACAGUUUGGGAUCUUGAGUCCUGAUGAAAUCAGGAAAAUGUCUGUGACAGAGGGAGGAAUAAAGUAUUCGGAGACGACCGAAGGAGGCCGCCCUAAGCUUGGUGGUUUAAUGGACCCGCGUCAGGGUGUUAUUGACAGGUUGUCGCGAUGCCAGUCGUGUGCAGGAAGCAUGUCCGAAUGUCCGGGUCACUUCGGACACAUUGAACUAGCCAAGCCUGUCUAUCACAUCGGCUUCUUGACCAAGACGGUGAAAAUACUUCGUUGUGUGUGUUUCUUCUGCUCAAAAUUGUUAGUCGAUGCGACUUCAGCAAAAAUGAAGGAUAUUCUUUCUAAAUCAAAAGGCCACCCACGAAAGAGACUGGCCCAUGUGUACGACUUGUGCAAGAGUCGGAAGGUGUGUGAGGGUGGAGACGAAAUGGAGAAGGCCAACAUGGACGAAACACCUGCAGGAGAAGAAGGUGAAGGCCAGAAAAAGAGUCACGGCGGAUGUGGCAGAUUCCAGCCUAAGAUUCGAAAGAACGGCUUGGAGAUGAUUGCCGAGUGGAAGAACGUGAAUGAAGACUCACAGGAGAGGAAGAUCAUUCUGUCGGCUGAGCGCGUGCUCGAGAUCUUUAAGAGGAUUUCCGACGAAGAAUGCUCCAUUCUCGGAAUGGACCCCAAAUACUCGCGUCCAGACUGGAUGGUGAUAACAGUGUUUCCUGUUCCCCCGCUCUGCGUGAGGCCGGCUGUUGUGAUGUUCGGCUCGGCUAGAAAUCAGGACGAUCUGACCCACAAGUUGGCCGAUAUCAUCAAAGCCAACAACCAGCUGCGGAGAAAUGAACAGAACGGUGCGGCAGCUCACAUCAUCGCUGAAGACACGAAGAUGUUACAGUACCACUGUUCUACUCUAGUAGACAAUGAGUUACCAGGCCUGCCAAGGGCUUGUCAGAAAUCUGGACGACCUCUUAAAUCAGUCAAGCAGAGACUGAAGGGAAAGGAAGGGAGGGUGCGUGGAAAUCUGAUGGGGAAACGAGUCGACUUCUCAGGCCGUACAGUCAUCACACCAGACCCUAACCUCAAGCUGUACCAAGUCGGUGUUCCCAGAAGUAUUGCGCAGAAUCUGACAUUUCCAGAAAUUGUCACACCUUUCAACAUAGACAAAAUGCAGGCGCUUGUCCGCAGGGGAGCUAACCAGUACCCAGGUGCCAAGUACAUAGUGCGAGACAAUGGUGAGAGAAUAGACUUGAGGUUUCAUCCCAAGUCCUCUGAUCUCCACUUGCAGAUUGGAUACAAGGUUGAGAGACACAUGGAAGAUAAUGAUGUGGUCAUCUUCAACCGGCAACCCACUCUUCACAAGAUGUCCAUGAUGUGUCACAAGGUCAAAGUGUUACCCUGGUCAACUUUCAGGCUCAACUUGAGUGUUACGACACCAUACAAUGCUGAUUUUGAUGGCGAUGAAAUGAAUCUGCACUUGCCACAGUCGCUGGAGACGAAAGCUGAGAUCCUGAAUCUUGCGUACGUGGCGCGUAUGAUCAUAACUCCUCAGUCCAACAGGCCCGUCAUGGGUAUCGUACAGGACACGCUGUGUGCCGUUAGGAAGAUGACCAAAAGAGAUGUCUUCCUCGAACGGCAAGAAGUGAUGAAGAUCCUCAUGUUCAUGCCGACGUGGGACGGUCGACUUCCCCACCCGGCCAUCUUGAAACCGAAACCGCUGUGGACGGGCAAACAGAUCUUCUCCAUCAUCAUCCCCGGUCGCAUCAACUGUAUCCGCACACACAGCACCCACCCCGACAACGAGGACAAAGGGCCGUACAAGUGGAUCUCCCCAGGCGAUACGCGGGUGCUGAUAGAAGAUGGAGUGUUGAUCUCUGGUAUUGUCUGUAAGAAGACUCUGGGAGCAUCUGCGGGUGCGCUUGCCCAUGUCGUGUUUCUUGAACUCGGCUUUGAGAUAUGUGGCGAACUGUAUGGGAACAUCCAGACCUGCGUCAACAACUGGCUUCUCUUGGAGGGUCACAGCAUCGGCAUUGGGGACACCAUUGCUGACCCGCAGACCUACCUCGACAUCCAGGAAACCAUCAGGAAGGCCAAGGCGGAGGUGAUAGACGUCAUUGAAAAAGCUCACAACGAUGACCUCGAGCCGACCCCUGGUAACACUCUGAGACAGACGUUUGAGAACCAGGUGAACCGAAUCCUGAACGACGCCAGAGACAAGACCGGUAGUAAGGCUCAGAAAUCUCUGUCAGAAUUCAACAACUUCAAGGCUAUGGUGGUGGCAGGAUCGAAGGGAUCCAAGAUCAACAUUUCACAGGUCAUUGCUUGUGUGGGCCAGCAGAACGUUGAGGGUAAACGGAUUCCGUUUGGCUUUCGUCACCGGACACUGCCUCAUUUCAUCAAGGACGAUUACGGUCCCGAGUCGCGAGGUUUUGUUGAGAACUCGUACCUUGCCGGUCUGACGCCAUCCGAGUUCUUCUUUCAUGCCAUGGGAGGUCGUGAGGGAUUGAUUGAUACAGCUGUGAAGACUGCUGAAACCGGUUACAUCCAACGUCGUCUGAUAAAGGCUAUGGAGAGCGUGAUGGUAAAAUACGACGGCACAAUCCGUAACCAGGUGGAGCAGCUCGUGCAGUUGACAUACGGGGAGGAUGGGCUGGAUGCAACUCACGUCGAGUUCCAGGCCAUGCCCACCCUCAAACCAUCGGACAGGGCCUUCGAAAAGAGGUUCAGAUUUGACACGGCUAACGAAAGAUCGUUGCGGCGGUGUCUUGGUGAGGAUGUAGUGAAAGACCUGAUGGGUGAUGCUGGUGUUCUGGCGGAGCUGGAGCGAGAGUUCGAACAGCUUAAAGAAGACAGGAUGGCCCUCCGACAGAUUUUCCCAACCGGCGACAGUAAGAUCGUGUUGCCAUGCAACCUCGACAGGAUGAUCUGGAACGCCAAGAAAAUAUUCCGCAUAGACCAGAGGAAAGUGACCGAUCUGCACCCUAUCAAAGUGGUGGAAGGUGUGCGUGAAUUGUGUCAGAAACUGGUAGUGGUAGCUGGUGAGGACAGGCUUAGUGUUGCAGCCAACGCCAACGCAACCAUAUUGAUGAAGAUUCUCAUCCGUUCCACGUUGUGUGCCAAACGCGUGUCUGAAGAAUUCCGAUUGAAUCAGGAGGCGUUCGAGUGGCUCAUUGGUGAAAUCGAAACGAAGUUCCAGCAGGCUCAGGUGCACCCUGGUGAGAUGGUAGGAGCGUUGGCCGCCCAGUCGCUUGGUGAGCCCGCCACACAGAUGACGCUGAACACUUUCCAUUACGCUGGUGUGUCUGCCAAGAACGUAACCCUUGGUGUGCCGCGGCUCAAGGAGAUCAUCAACAUCUCGAAGAAACCCAAGACUCCCUCGCUGACCGUCUACCUGUUGGACCAGGCUGCCAGGGACGCGGAGAAAGCCAAGGACGUUUUGUGCCGUCUUGAGCACACGACGCUGCGUAAAGUGACGGCGAACACGGCCAUCUACUACGACCCCGACCCGAUGAACACUGUGAUCGUUGAGGACCAGGAGUGGGUGAGCGUCUACUACGAGAUGCCCGACUUCGACGCCUCGCGCAUCUCAUCCUGGCUGCUCCGCAUUGAGCUCGACCGCAAGAGAAUGACCGACAAGAAGCUUACCAUGGAGCAGAUCUCCGAGAAGAUCACAGCAGGAUUUGGUGAUGAUCUCAACUGCAUCUUCAAUGACGACAAUGCUGAGAAGCUUGUACUCAGAAUAAGAAUCAUGAAUUCUGAUGAAAGCAAAUUUCAGGAGGAGGAAGAAAUGGCUGACAAAAUGGAAGAUGAUGUAUUCUUGAGGUGUAUUGAAUCAAACCUGCUGUCUGACAUGAGCCUCCAGGGAAUCGAAGCCAUUGCAAAAGUAUACAUGCAUCUGCCGACAACUGACGACAAGAAGCGAAUCUUCAUCACAGAGGAGGGAGAGUUCAAGUCUGUGGCCGAGUGGAUCCUUGAGACCGACGGAACCGCACUGAUGCGUGUGUUGAGUGAACGCGACAUCGACCCCAUCCGCACUAACAGCAACGACAUCGUUGAAGUGUUUGCUACAUUGGGGAUUGAAGCUGUCCGGAAAGCCAUUGAGAGGGAGAUGAAUCACGUAAUUUCCUUUGACGGCUCGUACGUAAACUACCGCCAUCUGGCCCUGUUGUGCGACGUGAUGACUGCGAAAGGUCACUUGAUGGCCAUCACUCGUCACGGAAUCAACAGACAGGAAACCGGAGCCCUCGCUAGAUGCUCAUUUGAGGAAACUGUUGAUAUUUUGAUGGAGGCAGCUGCCCAUGCUGAGUUUGACCCGAUGAAGGGUGUGUCAGAAAACAUCAUGCUGGGACAGCUGGCGAGGAUCGGAACGGGAAGCUUCGAUCUGCUGCUGGACGCGGAGAAGUGUAAACACGGCAUGGAAAUCCCCACCAACAAUGGGCCAGGCGUGCUGGCCGGAGCUGGCACUGGUAUGUUCUUUGGUGCGGUGGGCAGUCCUGUCAGUGGCAUGUCGCCCCAGAUGACCCCGUGGAACCAGGGUGCCACUCCGGCCUACCCCAGCGCCUGGUCUCCUGGCGUCGGCAGCGGGAUGACCCCUGGUCAGGCAGGCUUCUCUCCGUCGGCGGCCAGUGAGAGUGGAUACAGCCCGGGAUACAGCCCAGCAUGGUCCCCCCAGCCAGGCUCGCCAGGAUCCCCCACCAGUCCGUACAUUCCGAGCCCUCGAGGAGCGAUGUCACCAAGCUAUUCGCCGGCUUCACCUUCCUACAUGCCCAGCUCGCCGGCCAUGACGCCACAGAGUCCAGGUUACUCGCCGACAAGUCCGUCGUAUUCUCCGACGAGUCCGGGAUAUUCUCCUACAUCUCCGAAAUAUAGUCCAACAUCUCCUUCGUACUCUCCUACAAGUCCGUCGUACAGUCCGACAUCACCGUCGUAUAGUCCGACAUCACCCUCCUACAGUCCGACAUCGCCGUCUUACAGUCCGACAUCACCGUCUUAUUCCCCCACCUCCCCGUCAUACUCCCCUACCAGCCCGUCAUACUCGCCCACUUCUCCCUCAUACAGUCCGACUUCUCCAUCGUACAGUCCGACAUCGCCUUCCUACUCCCCAACAAGUCCGUCGUAUUCACCAACAAGUCCGUCGUAUUCACCGACAAGUCCGUCGUAUUCACCAACAAGCCCAUCAUAUUCCCCAGCAAGCCCCAGCUACAGUCCGACGUCGCCGUCAUACAGUCCAACAUCUCCCUCUUACUCCCCUACCAGUCCUUCGUACAGUCCGACUUCGCCGUCAUACAGUCCGACUAGUCCAUCUCAUAGUCCGACGUCGCCCAGCUACAGCCCCAGCAGUCCAAGCUAUUCUCCCAGCAGCCCCAAGUAUAGCCCGUCAAGUCCGUCAUACUCCCCAACAAGUCCGUCGUAUUCCCCGAGUUCGCCUCAGUACAGCCCAUCGUCGCCAAAGUACUCACCAACGAGUCCGUCGUAUUCCCCAAGCAGUCCAAAGUACUCUCCAGCUUCCCCAACCUAUACCCCGACUUCGCCACGCUACAGCCCAUCGUCUCCAGAAUACAGCCCAUCUUCCCCUCAGUACAGCCCAUCCUCCCCUCAAUACAGUCCAUCAUCUCCGCAGUAUUCCCCCACCUCCCCAUCCUACUCGCCAUCUAGUCCAGCAUAUUCCCCGACCAGUCCGACGUACUCCCCUUCGAGCCCGCAGUAUUCCCCGGCAAGCCCACAGUAUUCCCCAACCAGCCCGACAUAUACACCGACGAGCCCCAAGUAUUCUCCGGGAAGUCCGACGUAUACCCCGGAAACACCCAAGUACUCUCCAACCAGUCCACAUUACUCUGGAGCAGGGGAUGAAGAUAGCGAUCAGGACUAAUUUUCUUACGGGGCGAUGCAGUUGUGUGUAUGUUCUGUGUGUGUGUGCUUAUUGUGGAUGCUAGCAGGAACACUGCUGGUCAGUCUUAAGAAGGGGCAAGAAUGAGACAAAAUAUUAUGUUUGUGUUUAUGUAUUUUGUACAGACUUUGGCCCUAUGCUUAUAAAGCAAAAAUAAUACAAAUAUUUACAUGUGUUUAUGUAUUUUGUGCUAACUUGGGGCUUUGUGCUCAUAAAGCUUUUGAAGUCUAGGCUUUAAUAACAUCUUCAGACUGAUGUCGGAGCAAAACAAUAAGAAUUGUGCAAAUACGAAUUUGUGCAAUUUUGAGUCUUGACUAGUUGUAUGAGCACACACCCAGGAAAGCUUCACAUGGUGAAUAUCUGUUGUGCUUUUGCAUAUUGUGCAGACAUCAAGAUGAGAAAAUCUAAUAGUUUAAGAUAUCUUUGUAUAGGUUUUAUUCAAGCUUGAAGAAAAAGAGAAAAAAUGGAUCCUUAAGAGAAUAGUGUUUUUGCAGUAAAAACUUUGAAAGAGAAGAGAAGAACUUACUGUUAUCUCAGAUUGUACUUGUACGUAUUGUUAAAAAUGGAUUGUAUUUGAAACACGAAAAAACUGACUGAAAAUGGAACCAAAAAAAUAACACUUGUUACCUUGCCUGUUGAUGCAUUCAGUGCAAAUCUGGGAAGAUUCCCAGAAUGUGAAUAUUUGUUGCUGUGCUCGGACAUUCUUGAAGACGUUGAGACGAACAAUUCUACUAGUUGUUGAUGUAUAUAUGUUUUAAAAAUCUUGUAGAAGAGAGGAAAAUAAAUCUAAAAGGAAUUAUGUGAAAUGAUGAAAACAUAUUUUUUCAAUUAUGUUAUAGCUAUAUAUUUCAUACAGUAUGGAGAGCAAAUGAAUAAUGAUCGCUGAUGAUUCAUUUUGUGAAAUCCUUGAGUAGAGGGUGAAAUAGAGUGGGGGGAGGGGGGACUGCUUGUAUAUUUUGUGAAUACCAGUUGUAGGGGGAGAUAACUGCUUUUUGUUGUCACUGGACGGUCACAGGUGGAGGGAAUUGGGAAAAAAAAGAGAAAACCCCCCAGAUUUUUCUGGUUUAUGUUUUUUACAUGAAGAGUACAGUGUAUAUAUGUGACACCAGUGAUCUGAAGUUGUAUUCAUGUACAAUUUCAACAUUUGUUGACUAUAUCGAUGUGGACACUCCCUAACCGAUGUAUUUUUGUGCUGGGGUGUCUGUAAGCAUUCAUUCUUAUAUCGGUAAUAUUUUGAGAUUUUUGUUCAUAUUUUUCAUUGUAGAUAUUCAUGUAUUUUGUCAUCAUUUAAUUAUGAGCAUUAAAUGAAAUCAAUGUAAAUACUGUUAUUGUGUAUUUAAAUCAUGUUUAAAAGUAAAAUAAAAAAUCCAGUCAUUCAUUAAAGUGUUGUAAAUAUUUAAAACGAGGGGAUGACACAUUUUUUUUUUUUUUUAAAUGCCUUGCCUUGUAAAUGUACAACUUUUAUAUACUGACAUCCAAAAGCAACAACAUCCAUAAAAUUUGAAUAAUUUGAUAAAUAUUGUUGCAAAAUGAAAAGAACCAAUUUAGAAACCACCUUACAAACACUUCGCAUGUAUCACAAAGUACAGUGUGUUGUUUAAAUGUUGAACGUAACAAUACUUUUGUAUUUGACUUGGUUUUUUAUAAUAUGCUUUCAAGCCUUGUAAAAUGUAUUUUGGAUGUCAGUAUAUAAGUUUACAGAACUUCGUAAGUGGUGUGAAAUGUACAGUCACUGACUGGUUUUUGUAGAUACUUUUUGCUUCACAAAAAAUCCAAAAUGCAUGUUGAGCUAUUUCAAACACUAAAGAGGAUGAGAAACUAUGGAUUUUCAAAAUUAAUAAUUAAGAAGUGGCUGGGGGAGGGAGGUUACACUAAUAACUGGUGUCGGUGUGUUUAAGAAUGUAUUGCUAGGUUUUCAGUAGCAUACCUAGACCCGUUAUAUGGUUACCUUAAGUGCUUUAUGUAGCUAUGCACUUGCGUGAUCUUGACACCGAGAUUGCUUUUGUAAACUGGGUGCAGAUCAUUGGUAUAAACAGGAAAAGCACAUAUCAAUUUAAUUAUUGCGCUUUCUACGGGCCCAAUUUAAGAACAUGUUUUUUCUUAAUUGCAGAUGUUUAAGCAUUGUGUAUAGCAUGUGUGUAAAAAAAAUAAUUAAAAAUCUGUAAAUUCGGCCCAUUACGUUUUAGAAAAGAUAUUCAGAGACUGAACGUGUUAUUACUCUACUGCCAGACUGAAUGUAACGGGAUUUCAUGCUUAAAUGAAGCCCAAUUUUGUUUAAAGACACCACUAGAGCAUAUUAAUUAAUCAUCGGUUGUUGGAUGUCAAACAUUGUAUAAUUCUGAUUUGUCAUCAGAGGAAACCUAAUGAAGCAAGGGAUCUUUUAUAUAUGCACCUUCCAACAGACAAGAAAGCACAUACCACGGCCAUUGACCAGUUGUGGUGCACUGUUUGGAACGACAGAAAAACUUCUAAACAGGACAAAAAAUAAUCUGGAGAUGUCUGAUGGCAGAGAAUUUUUUUCUCAUUAUUUAAACCAAGAGUCUGUUAUUCAUUAUAUGUUAAAAUCCUCACAUAUAUAACAGUUCUGCGUAAUCAGUUAUAAUGUUGUUAGUAACUACAUGUAUGGUCAUUUUGUGAAGGAAAAAAAGGUGUAUGGUAUGGUAUGGUAUGGUAUUUAUACAUGUAUAUACAUAUAUAUUGCAAAUGGUGAUCUGAUUUUAAGUAGGUGUAAAUCACAUUUUAAUAAUGUGAUUACUCCUUAUGCUUGUUUAGUUCACUUUUUUUUUAUUGAUAUGAUGCACGUCAAAACUUGUCCAGACUUGUCAGGUUCAAUUUUUAAGUAGCUGUACAUUGUUGGCAAACAAUUAUUUUUGUAAACCUUUUUUAAUUUUUUUCUUUUUAAAUCUGCUAUAGGGCCCUUUUUUUUGUUCAGCACACAGUACAUUAGAAAUUUAAUAAGUACAGGUUUUCUUUGCUUUAUAUUUUGUUCUGCUAUUUAAAGACAAAAAGAUAAAAGAUUUGUUUACUGUUUACAGUUUGAUUUGUGCAAACUAAUAAUUAUGAUUGUGUAAAUAAAAUUUGAAAAACCA
This is a messenger RNA of Gigantopelta aegis, 9235 nucleotides long. RefSeq names its product DNA-directed RNA polymerase II subunit RPB1-like. The coding region runs from base 237 to 6128 and encodes 1963 amino acids. NCBI's taxonomy places the organism in Eukaryota, Metazoa, Mollusca, Gastropoda, Neomphalida, Peltospiridae. Gene Ontology annotation, molecular function: DNA binding. The record is from RefSeq and is a predicted model, not a curated record. Gene Ontology annotation, biological process: transcription by RNA polymerase II. Gene Ontology annotation, cellular component: RNA polymerase II, core complex. The transcript has 24 exons.